Messenger RNA from Haliotis rufescens (red abalone), 3555 nucleotides. RefSeq lists its product as uncharacterized. NCBI's taxonomy places the organism in Eukaryota, Metazoa, Mollusca, Gastropoda, Lepetellida, Haliotidae. Gene Ontology annotation, molecular function: hydrolase activity. The coding region runs from base 307 to 1881 and encodes 524 amino acids. The record is from RefSeq and is a predicted model, not a curated record. The transcript has 7 exons.
UUUCGCGACGGUACAGCAGUCUGUCUCUCGACCGGCAGAUAAGCAGGGAGGGGGAACAGCCGGGGUGAUAUGUUGAUCAUGGCGACAAAUUAAUGUGUAAAUACUUGAAUACUUGACAUACGUUUCAUCCAUCUGUUCUGACAGAAUGCCACGGGCGCUGACAUGUGACGGCCACACCUUUCACUCUCUCUGAAGGGCAGGGACACAGACCCACCCCCGGGCUGAACUCGUGGGGAUAUGCUGGAAGGAGGCACGGAAUACAUGUACCCGCCAGAAUCGUGAUCUACCCCAGGGAAUUAUUUCAACAUGGUGUUCAGGGUGGAUUCAAACAAUCCCCGCCCCCGGGGAAAACCGCAGGGUGAAUUUGUGGAUGUACGCGACAGUAGAAAUUCCCAUCCCCUGGGAUUUGGAAUAUGGAAAUAUGUAUUGUGCGUCGUUGUGUUAUAUGUGGGUAUACCCCAGGGUGGGGCCCAGAACGCUAACCACAUCGUUCUGACCCCCCUCGGGAGGGGAGGGAAGGAGGUGGCCCUGCUCAUUGUACCUGAAGUUGGAUUAGAGAACACGGCGUAUGAAGAAUUAGCGGCUGUCCUGCAGUUCGAGAGCGGGAUCACUCUGUGGGUGUGUCUGCUGGACACUAAGACAGACGGACCACUGACCCCGGACAGUCUAGGGGAGACGGUCAUCAUGGGUCUGGAGGAGCUGACGGUCAAGGGGAUGAACGCAGAGGACGCCGCCAUCUUUGUUGCUGGCCACGGCCGAGGCGGGGCCAUGCUUGCAACAUAUGUAGCUGAGGUACCAGAUUUUUUCAGUGGGAUUAUAUUGAUGGGUACAUAUCUAAAACCACAGAAGAAGGCAUCUGCAUUUCCAGUCCCUAUCAUGACGAUCACUGGAGACCUCGACGGGAUAACCCGGAUAACGAGCGUGGCCGAAGCGUUUAGGUCAAUGAGAGAUGACGUGGCCUUUGACUCGGACCUCAUAUACCACAGCCCACUGGUCAUUAUGGACGGCUUCAACCACGGCGUCUUCUCGUCCGGUGAACUCCCUGGGAACAUGCAGACUCUGGAUAUAAGGCCCGAAGGCUCCAUAGAAGACGGCCAGCGAUUGGUCACCAACUGUACGGCGUUGUUUAUUGCCCACACAAUGAACGCGCCUGCCGCUUUCGUAAAGGUGGCCAAAAUACAGUUUAGAGAAGCAUACGACAAAGCGGUAUUCAUAACAAAGCCGAUCCUAGAGGUGAAGGAGAUGACGCAGAACCCCGAUGGUGAAUCCUACUUCGUCAGGGUGGCGCAGAAGUGGUUGUCCGGGCUCCAGGGAGACCAGUCCACGAGGCUCACAGUGGAGAGUUACAUUGUAGGGGAAGCCACUGAAAUCCCGCCCUCGGUGCUAGCGGAGGGGCACCAAUCAGUAGUCAUAACGUUCUCUGACGUGUUGCGCGCGCAGACACAGGAAACCGAUGACGAUGAGAAACCGGAAGCACCCGUUGAGAUAGCAGCCCGGAUGUUGAGCCCUCAGAGGAUAAAGAAAGAGUUGGGAGACACAAACAUCACAAAGUUGUACACAUGCAGGGAUCUCAACUACGGAUCCUACCUGACCGCGUACAACAAGGCGUCAGAAACUGCCCGCAGACGUUUCGACAACAGCCACAAGGGCAUUAUUUUCCACACGGAUAUGUUGGUUCAGAGUGACCUAGCCUGGAAACUCACCCAGCUAUUGGUUGAAGUCAAGGGGCACGAGCUUCAUGUGACGGCGAUCUCGUACAUGACGCCAAACUUAGAUACUCUUGGAGAAAGAGCUGGUUUAUAUUACUGCAAAAUACUUCCUCCCGACAGAGCUAUAGAAUGGAUUUAUGUGGAUUCACUGAGAUUAAAUAUGCCGUCCUGAAGUGCCUUGUGAAGCGUUCAGAGUUGACCAUGGAUGUGUUCGAGCGACGAUUCUGGGAACAGCUUCAGAAACGUGUUCUAAAAGGGUGUACUUAUUGGUGUAUGCACCAAGACGAACAUGUAAAAUGUAGAAGAGGAAACGGUGAAGUUUGGACAGUAUCUGGUGAUGAGAGUGAACAAGUUCAGUGCAAGAACGCGUUGGGUUGGACUGUAUAAUAUACCUCAUUCCAAACAGCAUUUAAAAGAUAUUUUACUUUUAUAAGACACUGCGUUUUUUAUCUGCUCAAAUGAACAUAAACAUUAUUUAUACCUUUCGUAUAAAUCCCUCAGCAUUUCACCUGCUGGAGUUUGGUGUUCACAGUGUCAGAGUUUGUCAUGUGUAUUAAAGUCUAGGUAGAAAGAAUACGUGGUCUUCUUGGACAGGUCAGUGAGGGUGUAGAGUAGUAGCCAAGUGGUCAAAGCAUUCGCUCGCCGUGCCCACGAUCAGGGUUCUAUUCUCCACAUGGGUACAGUUUGUGAUCCUGCCUCGUUCCGCUUUGAUGGAAGGUCACAUAAAGUCACACUCAGUCCACUCGAUCACCAUAGUCUUGCGGCAAUAGGACAUAUUUUAGAUCGAUCUAUAAAGUCAUGGAGAGGAUGUUUAUUUCUUUAUUGCUUAUUCUUUCUGGAUUCUGUGUGCUUUCUGGAUUCUGCAUAUUCUUUCUAGAUUCAGCAUGCUCUUUCUGGAUUCUGCAUAUUCUAUCUGGAUUCUACAUAUUCUUUCUGGAUUCAGCAUGCUCUUUCUGGAUUCUGCAUAUUCUUUCUGGAUUCUACAUAUUCUUUCUGGAUUCUGCAUGCUCUUUUAGGAUUCUGCAUAUUCUUUCUGGAUUCUGCGUGUUUUUCCUGGAUUCUGCAUGCUCUUUCUGGAUUCUGCAUAUUCUUUCUGGAUUCUGCAUGCUCUUUCUGGUUUCCUCAUAUUCUCUCUGGAUUCUGCAUAUUCUUUCUGGAUUCUGCAUGCUCUUGUCCUAUGACCUAGCAAUGUUUUAAUGCUUCAUGGAAUGAACAUUGUCCAUACAAAAGGCAAAUCUUUUCAGCCUGGACAAAUGUUCCUUGCUGUUACUACUUGACCUUUGACACAGAUACCUUAGUUCCAAUAUCCAUGAGCAGACCGAAUUAAUAACACCCACAGAUUUUAUGAAACUUCUAUUGUUCAAUAACAAAGAAACAUUGGUAUGAAUAACAAGCAUUGUUUUCAUGAAAUUCAGUAUGUGAUGUACAAUUCUGGAGGUCAUUAGAGACAUCGUUUUAGAAAAUUAGAAGCUUCUAUUUGUUAAAACAUCACCCAUCCUUGACAUAAUCAAAUCCUCCAGAUUUGACGGAGGAUGUCUACAUUUGUUUACCUCAUCAUUCUGUAAUGAGUGACCUACUGAUGCAUCUUAUCAGUGUUAUAAAGUACUUUGUCCCUCUUUAAAUCAUUCUUCAGUACCUGACUUUAGAAGAAUAUAUUUCAUCAAAUCAAGUGCCAUACACUUUUUGUGAUGCAUUAAAAAGCAUUUUAUUUAUUGCUUGUUGUCUUUUUUUAACAAAUGAAUGCAUAAAUGUUGUAGCUGAACAAAAUUGUAAGAUUAUGUAGAGAAUUGAGUAGAACUCUAUUAAAAUGUUGAAGCACUUUCAUAAUAAAUCAGAGUUUUUUUUC